Molecule: messenger RNA, 792 nt
Organism: Fusarium coffeatum
Lineage: Eukaryota; Fungi; Ascomycota; Sordariomycetes; Hypocreales; Nectriaceae
Exons: 2
Coding region: 1-792 (263 amino acids)
Source: RefSeq, a predicted model, not a curated record
AUGGCCGACUUCAGGAAUCUUUCAGGAGACCCAGGUUUCUCUACGCUCGAGGUCGAUCAUCGUGGCCCCCACUCAACGCUCGAAGUCAAGCCCGGAGAGGGUAUUGAGCCAUUCAACUCGGUUCCAACUACGCAAAAGCAAUCCGAAGAGCCACUGCCGCUUGUGGUUACGAAGCCUUGGUGGAAGCGGUACUGGCUCGCGAUAGUAGUGAUCAGCAUCCUGGUGACUGGAGGCAUAAUCGGCGGCGCUGUCGGCGGUACAUUGGCAACUAAGAAGGAGCCAAACGAUACUGGCAACAGUGAAGAAGCAAUCACGACGUCCAGUUCCGAGCCGAAAAGCACUACCUCUUCCGAAUCUUCAACCACGCCCUCACCCACAACAUUGACAUCAACUACCAUCUCGUACCCUACCGUCAAGCCCACUGCAACACCCGAUGCAGAUGCUGAGCCCGACGAUCCCAUCUGGGUAGGCACAAGCGAAGAGAAAGGUCAGAAGUUCCACAUCGCAUUUGCCUUAGACGGCACCAAGAAUGCUUCAUGCAACUAUGGAGUCAUCCCCUUUCCAGAGUCCCAGAAUCCCUGUAGCCACUCUGUCCUAUUGCCUGACGGAUUCCUGUAUUCCUGGGAAGGAUGUGGAGGCGGGACUUGGAUGAUGUGGAAGAAUCCGGAGAGUGACGACCCUGGGUACCACAAGUUACAUGAAGGCAAUUGUGAGUGGAAACCCACGACUUUUGACUGUGGCAAGGUUGUGAUAAAAGCCAGCUGGCUUUGCGGCAACGAUACUCUUGGAUAG